Messenger RNA from Scomber japonicus (chub mackerel), 2388 nucleotides. RefSeq names its product inactive dipeptidyl peptidase 10-like. Bases 1 to 2388 code for a protein of 795 amino acids. The record is from RefSeq and is a predicted model, not a curated record. Gene Ontology annotation, biological process: proteolysis. Gene Ontology annotation, molecular function: serine-type peptidase activity; dipeptidyl-peptidase activity. Lineage: Eukaryota; Metazoa; Chordata; Actinopteri; Scombriformes; Scombridae. The transcript has 26 exons.
AUGGCUCAAAUAUUCCAUCUCGCUCAAGGUCACUUCAUCGAAUUGCUGGACAUAGGGCCUAUUGGACCAGACAGGAACUGGAAGGGCAUUGGCAUCUCUAUCCUGGUUAUUGCUCUGGUGCUUUCCCUGAUCGGCCUGUCAAUUGUUCUUCUGUCAAAAGAUGAUGGUGGUAAACACUCUGGUUCACAGCUGACAGUGGAUGACCUCUUUCAAAGAGACUUUCAAAUACACGAUCCUGAUGCAAAGUGGAUCAGUGAGGAGGAAAUCAUCUAUCGGACCUGGGAUGGAGACGUUUUGAAGAUCAACAUACAGAACAACGAGACAGACCUCCUGCUGAAAAACACAACUUUUGCAACUUUUAAGGCUUCAAAGUUUGCAGUUUCUCCAGAUCUGAACUUUGUUCUUCUGGGAUAUGAUGUCAAGCAGGUCUACCAGCACUCUUUCUUGGCAUCAUAUCUGAUCUACAACUUGUACACAAGAGAGGUUCGAGAGCUGAAUCCUCCAGAGGUGUCAGAUUCAGUCCUUCAGUUUGCUUCAUGGGGCGUUCAUGGUCAGCAGCUGAUAUACAUAUUUGAAAACAACAUUUACUACCAAACGGAUGUUCAGAGCAGCUCAUGGAGGCUCACAUCUUCUGGACAGGAGGGAAUCAUUUUCAAUGGCAUCGCAGAUUGGCUGUAUGAGGAGGAAGUGUUGAACACUCAAGUGGCUCACUGGUGGUCACCUGACAGCUCCAGACUUGCCUACCUCACCAUCAAUGACUCCCUGGUCCCUAACAUGUUCCUGCCCCGCUUCACAGGCUCUCUCUACCCCCGGGGGACGGAGUACCCUUAUCCAAAGAUGGGUCAAAUUAAUCCCACCGUCAGACUCCAUGUGGUCACUCUGGAUGGCAGCUCCCUAACGACUGAACUGAGACCUCCUGAUAGUUUUGAAAAGAGUGAGUAUUACAUCACUUUGGUGAAAUGGGUGACUCAGGAGAAGCUGACUGUGCGUUGGGUGAAUCGAGCUCAGAAUAUGUCGAUUCUUUCACUGUGUGACGUCACCACGGAUACCUGCACAAAGAAACAUGUGAUGACAUCAGAGAAGUGGCUUGAUCGGCAGAAUGAAGAACCAGUGUUUUCCAAGGAUUGCACAACAUUGUUCAUCACUAUGCCUUUACAACAAGGAGGCCGCGGGACAUUCAACCACAUCACCGUGAUCUCCAACCAAUCCGACGGUCAAGAGGUCAACCUCCGCCACCUGACCUCAGGAAGCUGGGAGGUUUCUCAAAUUCUGGCGUAUGAUGAGAGCACAAACUCAAUUUAUUUCCUGAGCACAGAGGAUGAUGCAACACAACGGCAACUGUACAGGGUCUCGACUGUGGAUCCAUUUCAUAAAGAAUGCCUCACCUGCUCCCUCUUCAAAUCACAGUGCAGCUACUAUGACGCUACGCUCAGCCCAAACUAUCAACACGUCCUUCUCAACUGCAGAGGUCCUGGAAUACCCAAAACUACUCUUCACAAACUAAAUGAUUUGAAUAACUACAAGAUUCUGGAGAAGAACACAGUAUUAAGACUUGCUCUGAUUACCAGGAAAAUACCCAAAUGGGAAAAAAGGACUCUGCAAAUCAACAACUUUGAACUUCAUCUGGAAUUAACGGUGCCAAUAGAUUUUGAUGAAACCAAGGAGUACCCGCUUUUACUGAUGCUUGACAGCACCCCCGGUGGUCAGAUGGUGAAUGACCGCUUUGGUCUCACCUGGGACUCUGUGCUGGUCAGUGCUGACAGCGUUAUCGUGGCUCGUCUGGACGGCCGAGGCAGCGGCUUUCAGGGCCAGACGAUCCUGCAAGAUGUUCACCACAGACUGGGGACUGUUGAUGUUCAGGACCAGAUCACAGUUCUGGAGCACCUGAUCAGACUACCUUAUAUUGAUGUCAACAGAAUUGGAGUUUAUGGAAAGGCAUAUGGAGGCUUCCUUACCUCGCUCCUAGUCCUCUCCUACAGCUCUGUUUUCAAAUGUGGCGUUGCUGUUGCUCCUAUAACAAACUGGAGACUAUAUGGGUCUGCCUUCAGUGAGAAAUACUUUGGCUCUCCAGUGAAGGAGGAUCAAAAAUAUCAAAUUUCCAGCCUGCUCCGUAACAUCUCAGGACCAACUCCGCUGAAAUUCCUUAUUAUCCACGGCACAGCAGAUGCCACUGUUCACUUCCAGCACUCUGCUGAGUUGGUCAAACUGCUGUCCGCAUCAAAUGUUAACUACACUCUCCAGAUUUUCCCAGAUGAAGGACACAAUAUCGCUUCUGUCAAGAGCCAACGCUACAUGCUAAACUCAUUGAUCACCUUCUUCAAGCUCUGCUUCCAGGAGGAGAUGGUUGUCGAUCCAGAGGCUUCUGAAGACGACGAUGACGACGAUUAG